CUGGCCGGCCCUUGUCUUCUCCACGUCUCCCUCUCUCUCUCUCUCUCUCUCUCUCUAGACUCACGACAGGACACUACACAGAGACACACGACUUUGUCCCAGCAUGACAUGAUAUGCAACCUGCUUAGUGCAGGCAUAUGCUGUGAUCCUGGAGAGUGGUCGGAGCGGUGUGUUGAUAAGAGGCGAGCGAGUGAUCGGUAGUGCGGCCACCACUCUCGCAGCGCGCGUGCAUUUCCAACUUUCUUCACGCCACAGUGGUGAAUCCAUUCGCCACGCAGUACGUGCCGGAAUUCCAUCUCUCGGCAGGUCUGAGAGAUAGAGUAGAGAGCUCAGUUCUUCUGCUCUGAUUCUGCGGCCACGAGCUCCGUGAUGGCCACCGCUGUCACGCUGCUCCGGGCUGCGUCCCCCGGCCCAGCCGGUGACGCCGGCCGGGACGGCGGCAGCAGCUUCCAGUGCCCCCGCCUGCCGCGCAACAAGAAACUGCCCAGCAAGAUCCUCUGCUCGCUCAAGUACGGCUGCCUCGGCGGCGUCGACCCGGCGGACGCGGCCCGGACGGCCGCCUCGCCGGUCUACUCCAGCCUCGCCGUCAGCCCCGCCGGCGACGCGGCCGUCGCCGUCGCCUCCUCCUCCUCCUCCGAGCAGAAGGUGUACGACGUCGUGCUCAAGCAGGCCGCAUUGCUGAGGCGCCAGCUGCGCCCGCAGCCGGCGGCCAGGGAGAUGGCGGAGGCCAUGCCGCGGGGCGGGCUCAGCGAGGCCUACGCGCGCUGCGGAGAGAUCUGCGAGGAGUACGCCAAGACCUUCUACCUCGGGACGUUGCUGAUGACGGAGGAGCGGCGGCGCGCCAUCUGGGCAAUCUACGUGUGGUGUAGGAGGACUGACGAGCUCGUGGACGGGCCGAACGCCUCGCACAUCACGCCGCAAGCGCUGGACCGGUGGGAGAGGAGGCUGGAGGAUCUCUUCGUGGGGCGCCCUUACGACAUGCUGGAUGCCGCGCUCUCCGACACCAUCACAAAGUUCCCCAUAGAUAUUCAGCCUUUCAAGGACAUGAUCGACGGGAUGCGGACGGACCUCAAGAAGGCGAGAUACAAAAACUUUGACGAGCUCUACAUGUACUGCUACUACGUCGCGGGAACUGUCGGGCUAAUGAGUGUUCCUGUGAUGGGCAUCGACCCCGAGUCCAAGGCGACAGCCGAGAGCGUGUACGGUGCUGCUUUGGCUCUCGGACUGGCGAACCAGCUAACUAACAUACUCCGGGACGUCGGAGAAGAUGCGAGCAGAGGAAGGAUAUAUUUACCGCAGGACGAACUCGCCGAGGCGGGACUCUCCGAUGAGGACAUCUUCAGGGGAGUAGUCACUGACAAAUGGAGAAAAUUCAUGACGAGGCAGAUCAAGAGGGCCAGGAUGUUCUUCGAGGAGGCGGAGAGAGGGGUGACAGAGCUCAGAAAGGAAAGCCGGUGGCCAGUCUGGGCGUCUCUACUGUUGUACCGGCAAAUCCUGGACGAGAUCGAAGCAAACGACUACAAUAACUUCACAAAGAGGGCCUAUGUCGGGAAGGCGAAGAAAGUGCUGGCGCUUCCUGUCGCCUACGGGAGGUCGCUGCUCUUACCGUACUCACUGAGAAAUAGCCAGACCUAGAAGAAACAUUAAAGAAGAAGAUGAUCAGGUUAGGCUAGAUAGAAAACAGGGCAAUGUCGUAACAUCUGCCUUCGAGCCCUUCCCUCGAGUUAAGACGAUGCGGUGAUUGGAGUGCUGGAAGAAGGGGGGAAACACUGCAGCCAGCCUAGACGGAGAUUGGAUGAUCUUCUAAAAAGAUGGAGACUGAAUGUUAGCAUGUAUAUUAGUACUACUAGAACAUAUUCAAUUGAAGACAUAACAUCAUGUACGCUGGUUGUCGGUCCCCGAUUUUGGGGAGAACAACAGUGAUCUUCUGUAAGUGUAUAUAUAUCCCCCUUUUAUACA
Messenger RNA from Lolium perenne, 1959 nucleotides. RefSeq names its product phytoene synthase 2, chloroplastic. Gene Ontology annotation, biological process: biosynthetic process. The record is from RefSeq and is a predicted model, not a curated record. Gene Ontology annotation, molecular function: geranylgeranyl diphosphate synthase activity; squalene synthase [NAD(P)H] activity. NCBI's taxonomy places the organism in Eukaryota, Viridiplantae, Streptophyta, Magnoliopsida, Poales, Poaceae.